Lactuca saligna is the source of this 603-nucleotide messenger RNA. Lineage: Eukaryota; Viridiplantae; Streptophyta; Magnoliopsida; Asterales; Asteraceae. The record is from the annotation of a GenBank genome assembly.
AUGGCUAGUGAUCAUCCUUCUGGAAGGGAUCUUACUGCUGAAGAAUGGGAGUCUUUUCAGUUCCGAUUUGGGCUUAUCUCCGAACAAGGGGUUCAAAUUCCUCUUCCUGAUGCAUCACUCUAUAGUCCUCCAGAUGGCAAGGUCGGCAUUCUGAUUGCCUUAUCUGAGGCAGGCCUGCGUUUGCCUACUAUAGACUUCUUCAACCUGAUCAUCUGUGAAUAUGGGUUUUUUGUGAGGGAGCUGACCCCAAUUGCCAUAUUGGGUUUUGAACUCCUCUGUCGUGCCCUAGGCCGCCAGCCAACUGUCCCGACGUUCAAGAAUUCUUUCAAUGCUUCCACCCAGUCUGGGACCUGGACCCUAUCUUGCAGGACAAAGGCAUAUGUUGACCACAUUCCAACACUUUUUGGUGCUAACAAGGAACUGGCUGAUGUCCUAGAGAAGAUUAACAUCAAUGGUAAGCAAGGUGCAUUAAGAUCAGUGUUUCAGUUAACCGCUGCUGUUUUCGUUUUGUUGCCGGGUGUGGAGGAGGUUAUUUCCUUGGAGAAAGCUCUUCAAGGUUUAUUUGACGGUGAUCUUCAGUGUCGUGACGUCGACCUUAUAUAG